Soboliphyme baturini is the source of this 1652-nucleotide messenger RNA. NCBI's taxonomy places the organism in Eukaryota, Metazoa, Nematoda, Enoplea, Dioctophymatida, Soboliphymatidae. The record is from the annotation of a GenBank genome assembly.
AUGCAUCCUGCCAUCUUACGCCUCAUUGUGUUAGCCGUCAAUGUGAUGUUCGCUGCGGGAGUAAUAGCCGCAAGUGUCCCGACUUGUAAUGCAAAGGGCAACUACGACAGCAGAUUUGUUUGCAAUCAUCCGCAGGCCGAAAUUUUCCAGGAAGCAGCGGUCACAUCGUCUAACGGUAUCUGUUCUGACAUUGGAAGAGACCUACUGAAACUUGGAGGCAAUGCAGUGGAUGCCGCCAUCGGAGUGGCGAUUUGUUUAGGUGCCGCAAGUCCUGAGCUAAGUGGUCUUGGAGGCGGUCAUUUUACGACUAUCUACAUGAGGUUACAAGAUAUUCUGAUUAUCACUGUGAUACGUCGAGGUAAUUUUAGGAAGCAAAACAGAUGUUCGAUUAUCAACGCGCGUGAGAUGGCUCCUCUCGGGAGCACCGAAAACAUGUUCUAUGAAGAUCCAGAAGCUUCUCAAUACGGUAAUUGCGCAAAGUCUAUAGCCGUGCCUGGAGAGCUCCACGGAUUGUGGGUAGCGUUUACCAGGUUUCGCAGCGGGAAACUUGCCUGGAACCAGCUGCUGGAGCCCACCAUCAAGCUGUGCUUCGAAGGAUUUCCCAAAGCUCAAGGUCUGCCGGACUCAAUGCAUAUGUUUUACAACGUUGCCAAACAGAGACCUUACAACGCUGGAGAAAUUGUCAAGUGCCCUCAGCUUGGAAAGGCUCUCAAGGCAUUGGCAAAUGCUAAAAAUCCGGUUUCACUGUUUUACAACAGUGCCCUUACCAGCAGUAUGGUAAGCGAAAUAAAACGAGAAGGAGGAAUCUUGUCAGUGCAAGACUUUAGACAAUAUGCCGCUAAACUUGAACCAGCGCUUGACAUGCAACUUGACAACGGAUUGAGAGCGUGUGCCCCAUAUCCUCCAGCGUCAGGUGCAUUGGUUUUGGGAAGCUUGAAUAUUUUACAAGGGCUAUCAGAUGGUAAAGCUGAAAAACUGGUAGAUUUAUAUCACCGCUUUGUCGAGGCAACGAAAUUUGCUUUCGGUGAACGCUCUUCUUUCGCUGACCCAUGCUAUGAACCGUCAGCCAAAGUGGCAGCAGAACGGAUGAUCCAGCCGAUCUAUGGAGAAGCCACGAGGAAAUUAAUCACGAGUGGAACUCAUCCAGCUGAAUACUAUGGAAAUGCAAAUGUUUCCAGCAAAGUCGGAGGAACGGCACAUAUUUCUGUGGUGGACGCUGAAGGAAACGCAGUCUCACUGACUCCAACCAUUAACACAUAUUACGGUUCAAAACUAGCCUCACAGGAAACGGGGAUCGUGUGGAACAGUCAUAUGGAUGAUUUUUCGACGUCUGAUAAGCCAAACGCAUAUGGUUUCGUUUCGACAAAAAUAAACGCAAUCCAACGCUGCAAAAGACCCCUGUCGUCAUGCGCUCCAACAAUCGUGUACGAUCAAGAGCACGGACAUGUGGAACUGGCAACCGGAGCCGCAGGUGGAUCGAGAAUAAUAUCAACGCUGGUCCUGAUGAUCCAGCGUGUGCUGCAGUUGAAUGAAACGUUGCAGGACGUUGGCGAUUCUGCUCGACUUCAUACCCAGCUGCACCCGAAUGAAAUUGUAUUCGAGGAGGGUUUAGAAGCGGUAAAUCAUCAAUUUCAUUUAUUUAUUAUUUAAUU